AUGGAUGGUGAACCAGUUGGUGCCGACGAAAUGGAUGGUGAACCAGUUGGUGCCGACGAAAUGGAUGGUGAAGAUGUUUCUGAUGGCACCUCUGGCUGUUUAGUUGUACUAGCGGUUGGACUAGCAGAAUCGGAGGGUGGUACUGCUGUUGCACUGGCGGAAUCGCUAACCGUUGGGGUUGGUGAUGGCGAUAUAGUUGUGUGCACUGGUGAGGACGUUGGCGACGGCGCCGACGAUAGCGACGGCUCUACGUACGACGGUGAGGCACUCGCUGACUCCGAUGGUGAUGGGGAAACAGCAGUCGGACUUGCGGAAUCCGAAGGGUAUGACAUUGGUGAUGGCGUCGCAGAGGGCGAUGCUACCGGCGUAGGUGUCCCAACCGGCGUGGGUGUCACAUCUGACACAGAAACACCACCAGGCGUGCGUGGCCCAUCUAUUCUGGCACUGAUGAUUUGUCCGCCGCCUGAGUUGAAAUGGAUCGAAAAAGCAGGAAUGUCAAAACAUAACAAAUGCCAACAAGAU
Molecule: messenger RNA, 522 nt
Organism: Sphaeroforma arctica JP610
Lineage: Eukaryota; Ichthyosporea; Ichthyophonida
Exons: 1
Source: RefSeq, a predicted model, not a curated record